Trichophyton benhamiae CBS 112371 is the source of this 708-nucleotide messenger RNA. RefSeq lists its product as uncharacterized. Gene Ontology annotation, molecular function: protein binding. The transcript has 2 exons. Gene Ontology annotation, biological process: proteasome-mediated ubiquitin-dependent protein catabolic process. Lineage: Eukaryota; Fungi; Ascomycota; Eurotiomycetes; Onygenales; Arthrodermataceae. The coding region runs from base 1 to 708 and encodes 235 amino acids. The record is from RefSeq and is a predicted model, not a curated record. Gene Ontology annotation, cellular component: cytoplasm; nucleus.
AUGGACUAUCUUGUCACAAACGGAUACCCAUCAGCAGCAAAUAAAUUUGCAGCAGAGGCAAAUAUCCCACAGCGUCAUGAUUCUGACACAGUACAAGAGCGCGUCGAGAUUCGAAAUGCGAUCUACUCGGGCAAUAUCCAGUCAGCAAUCGAAAAGCUCAAUGAGCUCAACCCCCAGGUAAUUCUGCCCCGCUCUAGUUACCUGCUUGAUGACAAGCCUGAGCUCCAUUUCUCUUUACUACGUCUCCAGCUCAUCGAGUUAAUACGCAACUGUAUAACUACCCCAAAUGCCGAUAUCACACCAGCUCUAGAUUUUGCUACUUCACAGUUGGCACCUCGAGCUCCGACAGCACCGCAGUUCAUCAAGGAGCUCGAGGAAACCAUGUCAUUACUAAUCUUUUCUCCGGAAAAUCUUUCAGCGCCAUUGAAUGAACUUCUUGAUCCUGCUAUGCGUAAAACCGUUGCAGCAAAGGUUAACGAAGCCAUCCUCCAAAGACAAGGCUCAGUAAGUGAAGCUAGACUUCGUGCUCUUGUCAAACUUCGCGUUUGGUCUGAAAAAAUGGCCAGAAACUCCAAGAAGGAUAUUCCAGACAAAUUGGAUAUCGGGUUUGAUAACGACGCCACCAAUGGCAAUGAAACCAACGGUUCUGCCAGUCAGGAUGAUGUUGUCAUGCAAGAGCGCGGCGACCUUGACUCCAUGGUUCAUUAA